AUGGAGGAGCGGGCGCAGGAGGUGCCGGCAGCCCAGCGCACAGGAGGCCACCACCCCGUGCAGGAAGGAGAAGUGUUCAACACGCGAUACCAGGCUCUGCGCAAGCUGGGCUGUGGCGCCUUUGCCACCGUCUGGCUGUGCCAGGACAUGAGGAGGAAGAAACACGUAGCCCUGAAGGUCCUGAAAAGCAGGGAGAGCUCUGCUGAGGCUGCCCAGGAUGAGGUCGCUCUUCUCCGCUGUGUGAGCAGUAUGAAGAAGAAGGACCGGGCAGGAGAAAACAUUGUCUGUUUGUUAGAUGACUUCAGAAUGAUUGGAGAGAAUGGUUUCCAUGUGUGCUUGGUAUUUGAGGCGCUGGGUCCUUCCCUGCGAUGUCUGAUGGGAAACUACACGGCCCGGGGACUGCCUUUGCCUUUUGUGAAAAAGUCGUUACAGCAGGUGCUGGCAGGGCUGCACUUCCUCCACCAGCGCUGCCGCAUCAUCCACGCUGACAUCAAACCGGAGAACGUCUUGCUGUGUGGACGUGACAAAAGCCUCCAAAGGCUUCUGGCUGAUAUGCUCGACUGCAGCCAGAGAACAGAUUUGAGGCUGAAGGGACAAGGUGAUGACCUUGGCAAUCAAUUGGAAGAAUCCGAUUUAAUGAGCAUAGAAGUAAAAAUUGCAGACCUGGGCAGCGCGUGCUGGACAUACAAGCCUUUUUCCAAGGAGAUACAGACCCAGCCAUACCGGGCCCUGGAAGUGCUUCUUGGAUUAGACUACGGCACUCCUGCGGAUAUCUGGAGCACCGGCUGCCUGGCAUUUGAAAUGGCAACUGGGGAAUGUCUAUUUGAUCCUCAACCUGGGAAAUAUUUCUCCAGAGAUGACGAUCACGUUGCUCGUAUUAUUGAACUCCUGGGAAGAAUUCCUCCUCAAAUUGCAUUCUCCUGGAAGAAGGCAACAAAAUUUUUCAGCAGGCCAGGUGCUCUCCUGCGGAUCUCCAGGCUUUCCCCCCGCAGUCUCCACAGCAUCCUGCUGGACAGACACCACUGGGCAAAACACCAGGUUCCUCCCUUCGCCAGCUUCCUCCUGCCCGCCCUGCAGUACGCACCCGAGCGCCGCGCCACAGCCGCACAGUGCCUGCAGCACGCCUGGCUCAGCAGCGACCCGUGA
Molecule: messenger RNA, 1146 nt
Organism: Antrostomus carolinensis (chuck-will's-widow)
Lineage: Eukaryota; Metazoa; Chordata; Aves; Caprimulgiformes; Caprimulgidae
Product: SRSF protein kinase 3
Exons: 11
Coding region: 1-1146 (381 amino acids)
Biological process (GO): spliceosomal complex assembly; intracellular signal transduction; regulation of mRNA processing
Cellular component (GO): cytoplasm; nucleus
Molecular function (GO): ATP binding; protein serine/threonine kinase activity
Source: RefSeq, a predicted model, not a curated record